This is a messenger RNA of Argentina anserina (silverweed cinquefoil), 3842 nucleotides long. RefSeq lists its product as uncharacterized. The transcript has 5 exons. The record is from RefSeq and is a predicted model, not a curated record. Gene Ontology annotation, biological process: DNA-templated transcription. The coding region runs from base 140 to 3541 and encodes 1133 amino acids. NCBI's taxonomy places the organism in Eukaryota, Viridiplantae, Streptophyta, Magnoliopsida, Rosales, Rosaceae.
CCUCCACCACACUCAGCUCGCUUCACACUGCUUCUCCGGCCACUCUCCGAUCAGCUUUUCCGAAUCGUCCUUCUGGAUUUCGUGUUCUCUUAACCUCAGUGACACUCCUUGCAGCUAAUGCGCAAGUCAGGAUAGUAGCAUGUCAAGCAAUUUUGUGCCACAACAGUUGCCAAUAUCAAGCAUGGAAAUGGGUCAGCUGGAACCCAUUUUGAAAGAUGUUGGCUCAUCAACACCGGAAAUCCAAAUGGGAGUGAUUAGUUCUGUAUCUAGUGGCUUUGGAUCACAGCAGUUUAUGUUAUCAAACAGCCAGAUGGAAAUGAUGCCUAGUUAUACUGAUUCACAGGGAUUAUCUACAGCAUACAUGCAAAUGGGACACUUCUCCAAUGCCAAUGGCAAUCUUGGUGCACAGGAGCUUGUUACACCUAGCAAUCAAUUUGGAGGAAUGGGUGCUCUGCCUACAAAUGUGGGAUCAUAUCAGUCGUUUGCAUCCAUGAAGAGGAAGGCACCAUUGGAACCCAUGUUUGUUGACCCUGGGUUGUUGAUGCCAAACAAGAGGGUUGCACAAUUGGAGCACAGACCAUGGUUGCAACAAGGGGCUGCAGAAAACAAAAGAGCAGUGCAACUGGGAUCCAUGGCCAGUGUUCCAGGGUCUCAGAAUGUACCGGCUUCAAAUAAGAAAAUGGUAAAGAUGGAUUCCUUUUCUGGCAGAUCUGGGUCUACUCAGCGGUCUUCAAAUCAAAAGAAUCAAACUACGCAAUUACAACCAUCUCCAAAGGGUCAAAAUGAAUCAUUUGAAUCUGUCAGGUCCAAGAUGAGGGAAACAUUAGCAGCUGCUUUGUCCUUAGUUAAUCAGCAGCAAGAUAAAUCUAUGGAAUCAGAUAACAAGUCUCAGGGGAAUAAACAUGAGAGUCCUGGUCCUGUUAAACAUGAAUUUAAAGAACAGCCCAAGGAUAAUUUACUGUCAAGUGAAUUGAAACAUGAGAGUCCUGGUCCUGUUAAACAUGAAUUUAAAGAACAGCCCAAGGAUAAUUUACCAUCAAGUGAAACUUGUUCCUCUCCGAAGAGCAACAUCAUUGAAGGUGCUGGCCAGAACAUUAUGUCCAAUGGAAAUACUAGUAAUUCUACAUUGACCUCUAUAUGUGAUGGGAAGGAGUUCCAAUCGAGUAAUAUUCUGCCUUUUGAUGUCUCAUUUGGCGAUACUUUGUUUGUCAAAGAUGAACUCUUGCAGGGAAAUGGGCUCUCCUGGGUACUGGAAUCUGAUAUUGAGUUGUCAGACAGAAAUGAUAUUUUUCCUUCUAUAAAACAAGAGUCCAAAGAGAUGCGACACCCGGAAGAAGAACCAGUUCAUUCUCUUCAACAGGUGGCUGUUCAAUCUCCAGAGCAGUUGGCCUUUGAAAUUGAAGCUCAACUAUUCAAAUUAUUUGGAGGUGUGAACAAGAAGUAUAAAGAGAAGGGAAGGUCCCUUUUGUUCAAUCUGAAAGAUCGUAACAAUCCGGAACUCAGGGAGAGAGUUAUGUCUGGAGAUAUAACUCCAGAACGCUUGUGUUCUAUGACUGCUGAGGAACUUGCUUCAAAGGAGCUUUCUGAGUGGCGGAUGGCAAAGGCAGAAGAGCUUGCACAGAUGGUGGUUAUACCUGAUUCAGAACUUGAUAUGAGGCGCUUAGUGAAGAAAACGCACAAAGGUGAAGUUGAAGUUGAACAAUUUGAUGAUACUCCAAUGGAGGUCCCAAUUUCACAUGAUCGGGGCCAACCGAGAAGCAAGGAGACAGAAGUAUCUACCCCUCUGAAAUCUGUUAAGCGGAGGAAUGCGGGGAGAGCUCGAGGUCAAAAUAAUAAUGAAGAGGAGUCCUUUACUUUUCCUUCAAGCGAUGGGGGUGAUUUAUUGCAAGGGCUUAUGGUGGAUGAUGGGUUGAAAGAUCUUCCUCCAAUCGUCUCACUAGAUGAGUUCAUGGAAUCGUUGGAUAAUGAACCGCCUUUUGAGAUUCCACCUGCCUCAGAAAAGGAGGACUCAGAGACUAGCUCACAUUUGAAGGCUUCUGGUUCAAGUCCCAAAGAUUCUGUUCAUUCUUCCCCAGCUAAAGGUGAUGAAAUUGAUGCAACAGAUUCAAACCCAGAAGCUGUCACCAAAUCUGAAGACAGUCCUGCUGUCAUCAAAUCUGAAGACAAUCAUGCUGCCAUCAAAUCUGAAGACAAUUCUGUUGUGAGUAAAACAAGUGACACUGCUGCUGUGAUGUCUGGAGACACUGGUGCUGAUCUGAAGUCCAGUAGCAGUAUAGAAAAAACAACAGAACCUACACCCGUUCAGAAACCCAAGGGCGAACAGUGGUGGGGAGGUUCCCUCCAGCUGAGUGCCUCGACCAAGCCUUCUGUUAUUGGCAUCUUUAAAUGCGGUGAGAAAACCUCUGCAAAAGAGUGGCCGGGGUCUGUUGAGAUCAAAGGCAGAGUCAAGCUUGAUGCUUUUGAGAACUUCCUACAUGAGCUUCCACAAUCCCGUAGUCGAGCCGUUAUGGUUGUGCAUUUCGUUCCUAAUGAGGGGUCGUCAGAGGCUGAAAGUGCAGCCCUUCGUGAGGUCCGAGAUUCUUAUAUUUCAGAUGAGAGAGUCGGUUUUGCUGAGCCUUGUUCUCGUUUCGAACUAUAUGUUUGCCCUCCCCAUUAUAAAACUUGUGAGAUGCUCGGCAAGGUCAUUCAGAAGGAACACGUUGAGGCACUCAACACUAUUGAUAAUGGCCUUCUUGGUGUUAUUGUGUGGAGAAAAUUAACUUCCCCUAAAUUAUCGUCCCACCAGAAGCACGCUUCCAAAAAGCAACACUAUAGUAGUUCUAGUUCUAGGAGGCAUCAUGAUUCAAAUUCGAAUGCGAAUUACAAUUCCAAGCCCUCUCAGCCUAGAGUCGUACCCCCCGCCCAUACCAAUGUUACACAUGAUGAUGAGGACGAGGUUCCUCCUGGAUUUGGCCCUCCGGCUUCCCGGGAUGAUGACGACCUUCCUGAAUUCAAUUAUAGUGGUGCAUCGAAUCCCUCCGUGCCACAGAUUUCUUCCCACAGGCCCUCUAGGGGGCCUGGGAUGUUUUCCGAGUCUUCAACUUCCCGUCCUGUAGAUAAAAUGAGAGAGCUGAUUCUUAGAUAUGGACAAAAUAACAGUCGAGCCUCAUGGAAUAAUGAUGAUGACGACGAUGACAUCCCAGAGUGGCAGCCAACUGCACCUCCAACCCAGUACCAUCGUCCACAGCUACAAGCAUUGAAUAGCUACCAGCAGCCAAUCAUGCGACCUCAUACUGGUUCUCCACUUCAGCAGCAGCAGCAGCAGCAGCCAUUGCAGUCUUUGCAACAACAAGUGCAUGUGGCACCAGGCUUACCGACUUCUAAUCCUUAUUGGCAGCAAGGGAAUCAGUGGGUUCCUCCUCCCCAGAGUGUAGGUGUGUGGGCGACUAAUGUACCUUCUCAGCCUGAAUCAGGGCAAUUUUAUGGAGAACCUGAUAGAGGAACAGCAGAUCAGCCGGGAUUAGCAUGGCGACAGAAUGCUCCUAGAAGUAGAGGGUUUUAAUUGUUUCAUUCGUUGUUUCUUUUCUCAUGUAAAGCGCUCAGUACGGUUUUGUAUUCUCAAGCAAUGUAGUAGCCCUUGUAAGCAUAGAUGCUCUGUGUUUGUUGGUGUAGCUCAAACGAGAUUAAGAGCUUUGUGCUAGUACUCAUCCAGUCAUCCUUGUAGGCAUUACCUGCAAAAACGUCUUUUGGGUAAUAAUGUUUUGCAACUUUUACCGUAGAACGAAACCAAGAAAGUAGUUGUAUAAUUCUGAGACCAUAAUGUAGUUUGCUGGUGGCUUAUUAUUGAACUGCCUCUUUAAGAG